Messenger RNA from Salvelinus fontinalis (brook trout), 4616 nucleotides. Its product is annotated as cyclic nucleotide-gated cation channel beta-1-like. NCBI's taxonomy places the organism in Eukaryota, Metazoa, Chordata, Actinopteri, Salmoniformes, Salmonidae. Gene Ontology annotation, cellular component: plasma membrane; photoreceptor outer segment; intracellular cyclic nucleotide activated cation channel complex. Gene Ontology annotation, biological process: monoatomic cation transmembrane transport; retina homeostasis. The record is from RefSeq and is a predicted model, not a curated record. Gene Ontology annotation, molecular function: cGMP binding; protein-containing complex binding; intracellularly cAMP-activated cation channel activity.
AUGUCCCAGAGUCAACAACUCCAUCGCUGGAGGAUGCUGAGACUCCGACAGGCAGGUGGACACCCUUCACAGAGAGCAUCAAGAGAGGCUGAGGGCAUAGCUAUGGCUACCAUGGAGGAACGGAUGACCCAGGGCUGCGUGGAUUUGGUGCAAAUGGCGGAGGAGGUGGCCAGACACACAGCUGAGACGGCCUUCAGGCAGAUGCAAGAUGCCCAAUUUAUCAAACUGUCCAUUCAAAGCCAGGAAGCCAUUCUGGAUAGGUGCCAGGUGUGUCCUGCUGAGGAGGACCCAGUGGAGUCAGCAGAGAGUGCCCCUCAGUCAGAGCCCAGAGAGGCUGCAUCACCCGACAUUGAACCAGAACCCCAGGAGGAGCCAGAGCACCAGAGGGCCUCUCCAUCCCCUCGUUCAAGCCCAGAGCCAGAGCAAUUCAGACAGGAGCCUGAACCUAAACCAAAGGCCCAGAACGCCAAAGUAGCACCUGAACCGGUGACCCAACAACCACCUGAACCGGUGACCCAAAGCAAGGAGGCAGAGGACUGCAACAAACCUGACACCACUACCAAGGAGGAGGGGAAGACUGUAGAGGAGGGCGAAUGUGGUAUGAGCUCCAGGCUCAGUGUGCACCCAGCUGUCAAUGUGGAGGAUGUGGAUUCAGGCAGAGAGGGAGGAGGGGAUGGAGGGGAGCACCACCACCACCACAUUCCCCAAAUCCUUACCCUACAGGACCCCAACUUUAAGACCCUGACCGUACCCGGAGUGUCCAAAACCAGCCGUCAGAGUAAAGUUGCUGAAAAAGAUGAGAAGAAACCCAAGAAUAUCUGGACCAAUAUAAAGAAGGUGUACUCUCAGAGUGAGGAGGAAGAAGAGGAGAUGGAGUUCGCAGUGAGGGCAUGGCCUAGCCAGUCCAGCAUCCUCAGUGGAGACGAUGGGCUAAAGGAGCGCCCUGCGUCGUCCGCUAGCCAGGCCAGCUACGUGGUGAACGAGCGCCUACAGGAGCUGGUCAAGAUGUUUAAGGAGAGGACAGAAAGGGCCAAAGAGAAACUCAUAGACCCAGAUCACUCUGAUGAUGACAGUCCAACUGCCUCCCCUGCAAGAGCUCCAACACCAUCUCCUGCACCUCCAGAGGAGCCGAAGGAGGAGGAGAUAGAGGAGCAGCAACCCAAGCCUAGAUUAUGCUGCAAGGUGACGCCUCCUCGCUGGAUCAGAGCUUUGCUGCACUACCGCUUCCCCGCUAGCAUCGACCCCUUCACCAAUCUGGUCUAUGUGCUGUGGCUGUUUUUCGUCACCUUGGCGUGGAACUGGAACAUGUGGCUUAUCCCGGUGCGCUGGGCCUUCCCCUACCAGAACCCCAGUAACAUCUACCUGUGGCUACUCACUGACUAUCUAUGUGACCUCAUCUACAUCCUGGACAUACUGGUCUUCCAGCCCCGCCUGCAGUUUGUCCGCAGUGGAGACAUAGUGUUUGACAAAAAGGACAUGAGAGUGAAUUACAUGAAAACCUUCCGGUUCAAGAUGGAUGUCAUCAGUCUUGUUCCACUGGAGUUGUUCUAUUUUAAAACUGGGAUCAACCCACUCCUCCGCUUCCCACGACUACUAAAGAUAAUGUCUUUCUUUGAGUUCAACGACCGUCUUGAGGGCAUCCUGACCAAAGCCUACGUUUACAGAGUGAUCCGGACCACCACCUACCUGCUGUACUGCCUGCACUGUAAUGCCUGUCUGUACUACUGGGGCUCUGCGUAUGAAGGUCUGGGCUCCACGCAGUGGGUCUAUGACGGACAGGGCAACAGUUACAUCCGCUGCUACUACUUUGCUGUGAAGACCCUAAUCACCAUUGGUGGACUGCCGGACCCCACAACGCUCUUUGAAAUCAUCUUUCAGCUCAUCAACUAUUUUGUAGGAGUGUUUGCCUUUUCCAUCAUGAUUGGACAGAUGAGAGACGUGGUUGGUGCAGCCACAGCAGGACAGACGUACUACAGAGCAUGCAUGGACAACACUGUCAAAUACAUGGCCUCCUACCGUAUCCCUAAAGACGUGCAGAACCGGGUUAAAACCUGGUACAACUACACCUGGCAGUCCCAGGGCAUGCUGGAUGAACAGGAGCUUCUGGUCCAGCUCCCAGACAAGAUGAGGCUGGACAUCGCUGUAGAUGUCAACUAUGACAUUGUCAGUAAAGUGUCUCUCUUCCAGGGUUGUGAUAGACAGAUGAUCUUUGACAUGCUGAAGAGACUGAGGUCUGUUGUUUACCUUCCAGGGGACUAUGUCUGCAAAAAGGGUGAAGUUGGACGGGAAAUGUACAUCAUCAAAGCCGGCGAGGUGCAGGUGGUGGGCGGGCCAGACGGGAAGACUGUGUUUGUCACGCUGAGGGCGGGGUCAGUGUUUGGGGAAAUCAGCUUGCUGGCAGUGGGUGGAGGGAACAGGAGAACAGCAAACGUGGUGGCUCAUGGCUUCGCCAACCUGUUCAUCCUGGACAAGAAGGACCUCAAUGAGAUUCUAGUGCAUUACCCCGAGUCCCAGAAGCUGCUCCGCAAGAAGGCCAGGAAGAUGCUCACGAAAGAUAAGAAGCCUCCGAAGGAGCCGGCCCAGGUGAUCCCUCCUCGAAUGGUCACGCCCAAGCUAUUCAAAGCUGCUCUGGAUGUGGCGCAUCAGAAAACAGGCCUCAAAGGGACCCUCGCCAAGAUUAAGGAAAAUAUCAACAAAUCCAGCGUUUCUCUACAGCCCUCCAUGUCCUCCUCCCUGCCUCCCUUGUCCCCAGUCUCUCCAGUCUCCAGUCUGGACCCAGAGCGCGAGGCUAACGCCAUGUCACCAACCAUAGACAGCUCCACGCUGCUCUGCCCCGUCUCCCAUUGUCACGGAGAUGAGACACUCUCCAAGGAGCAGGGCCAAGUGGCGGGAGAAGUUGCAGGAGAGAGUGGGAAGAAGAAAGAAAAGAGAAAGGCAUGAGUUGUCUCCAAAAGCUUUAAAAGCUGUCUUCAUGUGGAGAAAGGGAUGCACUUUUUUGUCCCUCUGUACUCUACUGCAGAGAGGGAGACCAGAGAGAGAAGAGCCAUGGUUCCUAAAGAUCAUCCAAUUAUGUCUCAGGAGUCACAGACUCACAGUUUCUGUUCCUUUAUACCCAUAUACUCUUCUUUUAGCUAACCCUUUGAUACUUGUGAAGUACACUGAGUAUACCAAAUUUGGAACACCUACCUAAUAUUGAGUUCAACCUCCCCCCCUUUUGCCCUCAGAACAGACUCAAUUUCUCAUGGCAUGGACUCUACAAGGUGUCGAAAGCAUUCCACAGGGAUGCUGGCCACAAUGCUUCCCACAGUUGUGUCAAGUUGGCUGGAUGUCUUUUGGGUGGUGGACGAUUCUUGAUACACACGGGAAACUGUUGAGCGUGAAACCCAGUGUUGCAGUUCUUGACACAAACCGGUACGCCCGGCACCUUCUACCUAAUAUCCCGUUCAAAGGCACUUAAAUAUUUUGUCUUGCCGAAUCACAAUCUGCAAGGCACACAUACACAAUCCAUGUCUCAAUUGUCUCAAGGAUUAAACAUUUUAAAAUCCUUCUUUAACCUGUUGCCUCCUUCAUCUACACUGAUUGAAGUGGAUUUAAUAAGGGAUCAUAGCUUUCAACUGGAUUCACCUGGUCAGUUUAUGUAAUGCAAAGAGCAGGUGUUCUUAAUGUUGUUUUGUAUACUCAGUGUAUAGGGCCUAGGCUACCUAAUUCCACAGGGAUGGAGAAACAGGUGCUAAACUGAUGUCUUUGAUAUUGCAGUAUAUGUUUGUGUUUACAAUCCCAGAGGUAAAUGUACCAAUCAGCAAUAAUUGACACAGACAUCAUCUCAUCAGGGGUAUGACAAGGUGGUCACACAGGGUACAGCUGUGAGUGUGGGGGAGGUCCUCUCCAAGUCUUCUGUUCUGUCUGUUUUCGGAAAAACAAAUGCCUUCUCCUAAAACCUAGUUUUUGUUCAUUUUAUUCCUUUUUAAAAAUGCAUUCAGUGAGGGGGGGGGGGGUGAAAUGGGAAAUACUAUAAAAAUGUUGGAAUCUGAGGAAAGAUUUUGAAAUGUUUACGUUUUGUAAAGAUGACCAGUUAUUUAAAGUUUUGUUCAAUGGAAUGUUAUUGCCUUAUUUUUCAUGGCCCUUGAUAGUGUUUCUGGGGUGAAUGGGUCAAUGAUGUAUAUAUUUUUAAUCUGAAAAUGUUGAAAUGUGUACACCUUGAGUGUACAAUUUUUAUAAUGGUCAGCUUGUCAAUGUACAUAUUGUUUUAAAUGCAGAAAGGUAGAAGUGCAGCUAAUAAUUUAAUCAAGACUGGUAAACUGUCAAUCAUGAGUUCACCAUGCCAGACAAUCAAAGAUUUACUUUUAGUCGGCAGCUAUACCUUACAAAAUCAUUUUGAAUUUAGCUGAACAAAUGACACAACAGCUUUUGACACUAAUGGGUAUGUUUAAAAUGACUGUUUAUAAUUUUUUUUACUAACUUGACAGAUCAGAAGACGACUCAUGUCCACAAUUUAUACAUGAACAGUACAUGUUUUUAAGUUAGAGGUUUUGUUAUCUGUUGGAUAUACUUUUUAAUCAUACUGUUAACCAAAUGCUGUUUUCAAAAGUUUGUAAAUACAUUGUACAUGGGGGGGG